AUGCUCCGCAACGAGCAAGCUUACACUCAGAACCGUGACCAACACUAUCCUGCUACCGAAGCUGCCUUACCCAGAGGCGUCGGUGGCGUUGUUAACAGUCUACUCAACCGGGGCCGCGAUCCGACCGAGCAGGAGAGGCAGCUGCAGUACACCGAAGCUCUGCGCAAGCAGGAAGUAGAGCAACAACGAGCAAGGGAACAGAGCGCGCGCGAGCAACAAAUUCAACGCGAAUGCGAAAUACGUCUCUUCCAGGAACAGCAGCAGCAGCAGCAGCAGCAGCAGCAGCAGCAGCAGCAGCAACAGCAGCAACAGCGCUAUGCAUCCAUACCCCAACAACACCGGGAUCAGCCGCAGCAUCCACCCUUCGCCUCGCCAGCAAACCGCCACACACCUACCCAGUUCGGCGAGGCGCCCCGUCCACCCCCUCAACCCCGCCAAUCCCAAGCCGCAUGGGAGGAACAGCGCGCCGCCUCCGCCCGCCCCGAAUUCGACCACCAGCACUCGCUGCUCCGCCAACAACGUGAACAAGAAGCGGCAGUGCGCCGCGAUCACGAAGCUCGAAUCCGCCGUGAGGAGGCCGAGCGCUCGCGGCAACAGCGCUUGCGCGAGCAUGAGGCGCGGCUGAGAGACGAAGAGGGCUGGGUGCAGCAGCCGCCCGCCCGGGCUGCUCCGGCGGUCCCUCAACGGCAUCGCGAAGACGAGGCGCGCUUUGGGGGCGGGGAUGUGAGGAUGCAGCAGGAGGCGUGGCGCAUGGGCCAGCCGGAAGCGAGAGGGCCGAAUGAGGGGAGAUGGAGAGAGGAGGAGGCGGGAAGGAGGGAGAGGGAGGAGGAGCAGUUGAGACGGAGGGAGAGAGAGCAGGCGGCGAAUUUGUUUGGGGCUGGGAACAGAGGCGGGCUUUUUGGUCCAAGAUGA
This is a messenger RNA of Coniosporium apollinis CBS 100218, 912 nucleotides long. RefSeq lists its product as uncharacterized. Lineage: Eukaryota; Fungi; Ascomycota; Dothideomycetes. The transcript has a single exon. Bases 1 to 912 code for a protein of 303 amino acids. The record is from RefSeq and is a predicted model, not a curated record.